CGGAGAGCAGCGAGCUGCGUCGUCGUCCAUGUUCUGUUCGGUCUCGUCCUGAGGGAGAAUAAGAGCAGGAUUUGGGCAGCGGGCGAAGCGGAGGCGCUUUCUGCGGGGCUCGGACGGUUUGUGGAGGCGAGAGAAGUGGCCGUCUGAGUGGGGAAAGCUCCGCUCUACGCCUUCCGUCGGUGUGGGAGGUGGAGAGGAGCAGGAGGAGGAGGUACUACUACCUCAGACCCUGUUUGAAGAUCAGCUGUUUUGUCAGCACCCCCACCUCACGUCUCAGUUCAGCAACACCUUAAGACGCAGACAGCCAUGGACCAGGACUACGAACGGCGGUUGCUGCGACAGAUCAACAUCCAGAACGAGAUGACCAGUCCCAUUAAAGUGACAGACGUGAUGAGAGCAUUGACACCCACCAACUCUCCCAUGUCCUCCCCCAGCAAGCACGGCGACAGGUUCAUCCCGUCUCGUGCCGGCGCCAACUGGAGCAUCAACUUCCACAGGAUCAAUGAGAAUGAGAAGUCACCCAGUCAAAACAGGAAAACUAAGGAUGCUACUUCUGACACCAGCAAAGUUGACGGGCUGGCGUACUCUGCUCUGCUGAAGAACGAGUUGUUGGGCGCGGGCAUCGAGAAGGUGCAAGACCCUCAGACAGAGGACAGGCGCCUGCAACCUUCAACACCGGAAAGGCGAAGUCUCUUCAGUUAUUCCAUCUGCCCAAAGCGUACCACUCCCGAUGACGGCAACACCAUCUCUCCAUACUCCUUGUCACCUGUCAGCAGCAAGAGUCAGAAGCUCUUGCGGUCUCCCCGGAAGCCCACCCGCAAGAUCUCAAAGAUCCCCUUCAAGGUGCUAGAUGCUCCAGAACUGCAAGACGACUUCUACCUGAACCUGGUGGACUGGUCUUCUCUGAACGUGCUGAGUGUGGGCCUGGGCACAUGUGUGUACCUUUGGAGUGCCUGCACAAGCCAGGUGACAAGACUGUGUGAUUUGUCUGUAGAAGGAGACUCUGUAACAUCAGUUGGCUGGUCAGAAAGGGGUAAUCUGGUUGCUGUAGGGACCCACAAAGGCUUUGUGCAAAUCUGGGAUGCUGCUGCUGGCAAAAAGCUCUCCACGCUGGAGGGGCACACAGCAAGAGUUGGCGCACUGGCUUGGAACGCAGACCAGCUGUCAUCAGGCAGCCGCGACCGCAUGAUCCUGCAGAGGGAUAUUCGUACGCCACCUCUGCAGUCUGAGCGCCGACUGCAGGGCCACCGGCAGGAAGUGUGUGGCCUCAAGUGGAGCACAGACCACCAGCUGCUUGCCUCGGGGGGAAAUGACAACAAGCUGCUGGUAUGGAACCACUCCAGCGUUCUUCCAGUGCAGCAGUACACAGAGCACCUGGCAGCAGUGAAGGCCAUAGCCUGGUCUCCCCACCAGCAUGGCCUUCUGGCCUCUGGUGGCGGUACAGCCGACCGCUGCAUCCGUUUCUGGAACACUCUGACGGGUCAGCCUCUGCAGUGCACUGACACGGGUUCGCAGGUCUGCAACCUGGCCUGGUCCAAGCACACCAACGAGCUGGUGAGCACACAUGGCUACUCUCAAAACCAGAUCCUGGUGUGGAAGUACCCGUCUCUGACGCAAGUGGCCAAGCUGACUGGGCACUCUUACAGAGUCCUUUACUUGGCCAUGUCACCAGACGGCGAGGCUAUUGUCACAGGGGCCGGAGAUGAGACGCUGCGAUUCUGGAAUGUAUUCAGCAAAACGCGGUCGACGAAGGAAUCUGUAUCUGUUUUGAACCUCUUCACCAGGAUACGAUAAUGCUGGUGUGUUUAGGGAGGACCAGACUAAAGGACUCCAGUGAGCAAUACCCAAAUGCCAGUGUGUCACCAUCAAAGCCUGGAGGACAGAGAACACUCUACAGAUCUUCCUACUGCCUUUUCAUGAAGAGGAAAGGAGACACUGGGGACAUUGUUUCUCGUUUAUUUACAAAGACUUAAUCUCGGGAGAGCCAAAUACAGAGUUAUGGAGUUCAUCUUUUUCUCUUUUGGUUAUUAAUGUACAGUUCUGUUAAAUUUGUUUUGGUUUUUGUAUGUG
Molecule: messenger RNA, 2070 nt
Organism: Scleropages formosus (Asian bonytongue)
Lineage: Eukaryota; Metazoa; Chordata; Actinopteri; Osteoglossiformes; Osteoglossidae
Gene: fzr1a
Product: fizzy/cell division cycle 20 related 1a
Exons: 14
Coding region: 307-1794 (495 amino acids)
Biological process (GO): positive regulation of anaphase-promoting complex-dependent catabolic process; positive regulation of ubiquitin protein ligase activity; anaphase-promoting complex-dependent catabolic process
Cellular component (GO): anaphase-promoting complex
Molecular function (GO): anaphase-promoting complex binding; ubiquitin ligase activator activity; protein binding
Source: RefSeq, a predicted model, not a curated record